CCUUCGUGUACGCUUUACUCUCAUUCUUCGUUCGCCUAGCUGCGUUGCUGUAACUUUCACUAGCGCAUUUCAUACAAAACACACACGUAAAAAUGGGCUCUGGCAAGCAACAGAAAGUGCAAUCGUCUGGUUUCACCAAGGAGGAGGAGCUGCUGCUGCAGGACUUCAGUCGCAAUGUCACCACGAAAUCGGCGACAAUCUUUUACGGCAACGCUUUCAUCGUCUCCGCGCUGCCCAUAUGGCUGUUCUGGCGCAUUCACAACAUGGACCUGUGGCCCAGCUCCAUUUUGUUUGUGCUGGUGACUGCGGCUAGCACCUAUUUGAUGGCCACCGCCUACAAGAACAUCAAGUUCCAGCUGAAGCACAAGAUUGCCGUGCGCCGUGAGGAGGCUGUUACCCGCGAGGUCAACCGCCAGCUGGGCGAUGACAAGAAGGUCACGCGCAAGGAGAAGGACGAACGCAUCCUGUGGAAGAAGAACGAGGUUGCCGACUAUGAAGCGACCACAUACUCGAUUUUCUAUAACAAUGCCCUCUACCUGGCCAUCAUCAUUUUCAUCAGCUUCUUCCUGCUGAAGAAUGCCACGCCAUUUGUCAACUACAUCUUCUCCAUUGGCGUGGCCAGCGGUGUCCUGGCGUUGUUCUCUACCAGCGCCCAAACGAACUGAACAAUUUCAUGUACUCGUAUUGUUAGGCCCAUUAAGAGAUUCUUACCUUAAAGUGCGAGCAACAGAUUCCAUUUAUCACACUCGCAUCUUGUCUUGAUGUAAACAUUUUAGCUAUUUCGAAAAUAUCAGUUUUAUAAUGAAAUGUUGUCUUUCUUGUAGAAAGCUUUACAAACACUUCCAUGUGCAAAAUGUUUAAAUAAAUUUGUAAAACCCAAAA
Drosophila novamexicana is the source of this 882-nucleotide messenger RNA. RefSeq names its product translocon-associated protein subunit gamma. Gene Ontology annotation, cellular component: endoplasmic reticulum; membrane. The record is from RefSeq and is a predicted model, not a curated record. Gene Ontology annotation, biological process: SRP-dependent cotranslational protein targeting to membrane. Bases 93 to 665 code for a protein of 190 amino acids. NCBI's taxonomy places the organism in Eukaryota, Metazoa, Arthropoda, Insecta, Diptera, Drosophilidae. The transcript has 2 exons.